Messenger RNA from Melitaea cinxia (Glanville fritillary), 1000 nucleotides. RefSeq lists its product as uncharacterized. NCBI's taxonomy places the organism in Eukaryota, Metazoa, Arthropoda, Insecta, Lepidoptera, Nymphalidae. The transcript has a single exon. The record is from RefSeq and is a predicted model, not a curated record. The coding region runs from base 235 to 966 and encodes 243 amino acids.
UAAUAUUUAACUGAGGGUAGAACUUAAAAUUGUUGUUCCAAGCGGAUUGACAGCAACGUCAACAGAACUGACAACGGACGUUACAGACAGUGUUGCCAUUCUGAAUAAAAUAAUUUCCACCAUUAUUUACGUUCCUUUACACGCAUACUAACAACGGAAAGUGUCAACGUCAAGUGUUGCUAGUAAGUUAUAUUGGAUUCCCCAGAUAAUAAAUACGUUCCGUUACACAUAAAAAUGGAAGGUCAAUUUCAAAUUUUAUUUGAUAAAAUGAAAAUAGAAAUGCAAAACCAAACAAAAGAGGUAACCAAUACGAUAAUGGAAAAAAUUGAUGAAAAAUUAAAACCGAUUUUGGAGGAAAAUAAAAUAUUAAAAAAUAAAAUAGAAAACUUGGAAAAAAAGGUAGAAUAUCUAAAAAGAGAUAAAAAAAAAAACAAUAUAAUAAUACAUGGAUUGAAUGAGAAAUCUAUACCGGAUUUACUUAAUAAAAUUAAAAAACAUUUUUCGGAUGAACUUAACCUUAAAUUAGAAGAUUGGGAAGUAAAUAAAAUUUACCGCAUUGGAAAAUCAAAUAAUAAUAACAAGCCCAGACCCACGGUCCUUGUAUUGGUUUGUGGAUGGAAGAAAAGUGAAAUCAUGAGAAAUAAAAAGAAACUUAGGGAACUGUAUAUAACUGAAGACUACUCAAAAGAGACUUUAGAAAAAAGGAAGGCACUGCAAUUUAAGGUAGCAGAAGAGUGGAAGAAAGGGAAUUUUGCUUUCAUUAAAUAUGAUAAACUCGUGGUUAAGAAAAACCCAAACACGAACGAUAAACGGAAGCGACAAACAUCAAACUCUCCAAAAGAAGACGCUCAACCAAGAAAACAACAAACAUUAAAUUCAUCGGAAUCAAAUAGGAAAAAUGCGUUUGAUAUGAUGAGGAUGCGUUCUAACUCCUUUUCGACCUCCUUUAAUACAACCAAACAAUAGCAAUCAUACACCGGAGAUCGGAAAUAUCAAUUAA